This is a messenger RNA of Canariomyces notabilis, 973 nucleotides long. RefSeq lists its product as uncharacterized. The transcript is spliced from 4 exons. Bases 89 to 973 code for a protein of 294 amino acids. The record is from RefSeq and is a predicted model, not a curated record. NCBI's taxonomy places the organism in Eukaryota, Fungi, Ascomycota, Sordariomycetes, Sordariales, Chaetomiaceae. Gene Ontology annotation, molecular function: peroxiredoxin activity.
CGUUCCACGUUGACGGUAGUUCCAGGUUACCUCUGUUGCCGAGCUGUGAUCCGACUGCGGGACCGGGACCGGAUGAGUCCGAGUGGGGAUGACAUCAAGUCCCGUCACUGCGGAUGUGGACGACGCGCAACUUCCAGUGAACCUAGCAGUUUCCCUGAGCAAUCCGACUGGUCAAUCAACUCAUCCCCCGUACCGUACCGUACCGUCCCAAGGUCAUCUAUCCAGCGCACCUAUCUAUCCCUCCCUCUUCAAUCCACCUCAACACCCGAACCAACCCAAACCAAUCUCCAUCCAUUCCCCUUUUUUUCCAUUGUUCGAAAUGCGCCUCCCCUACGUCCACGUCCCCACCACCUCCCCCUCAGGUUCCUCAACCUCAACCGAAGCCAUAAUCCAACGCAUCCGCGCCCGCCGCGCACCCCGUCCCCUCCAGCCCCUGGACCUGACCCUCCUCCACUCGCCCCCCAUCGCAGACGGGUGGAACUCCUUUCUCGCCGCCAUCCGCACGCAAACUUCCUUGUCGGCAGACCUCCGUGAGCUGGCCAUCUGCCGGGUGGCGGUUGUCAACCGGGCGUGGUAUGAGUGGAUGCAUCAUGCGCCGCUGGCGGAGCAGGCUGGGGUUGGGAAGGAGGCGUUGGGGAGGGACGGGGUGGUCAGGAGGGAGGGGGAGUUAAGGCUUGUGCGUGGGGAUGGGGAGGGGGGCUAUGAAAAGGGGGAGGGUAAGGGCAAGGAUGGGGAGGCGGAUGGAAAGGGGGUUUUGACUGAGAAACAGUGGGCGGUGGUGUGCUACACGGAUGAGAUGACGCGGAAUGUGCAGGUUAGGGAGGAGACGUUUCAACGGAUGAGGGAGUUGUUUAAUGAGAGGGAGAUUGUGGAGAUUACGGCCACGGUUGCUUGCUACAACUGUGUGAGCCGCUUUCUGGUGGCGUUGGAUGUGGGUGAGCGGAACGCGAUGGGGCCAGACGCAGCGCAUUAG